Messenger RNA from Penicillium malachiteum, 750 nucleotides. Its product is annotated as GPALPP motifs-containing protein 1. The transcript is spliced from 2 exons. NCBI's taxonomy places the organism in Eukaryota, Fungi, Ascomycota, Eurotiomycetes, Eurotiales, Aspergillaceae. The coding region runs from base 1 to 750 and encodes 249 amino acids. The record is from RefSeq and is a predicted model, not a curated record.
AUGGAGUCAGAAAAACGAAAGAUCGAUGAUCACAAAGAUAAUCCAGGUCCUCUGAAGAAGAGAGUCCUUGGUCCUUCAUUACCUCCCGCUGCGCAACCCUCCGAUUCUAAAACCUCCUCCGCAGAAGACAGCGAUUCAGACAGUGAUGAUGAUUUCGGACCCAGUCUACCUCCGCCAAACGGUGUUGCUGUUAAGAACGAGCAACCUUUACAACCCUCGACCAAUUCCACCGUACCAAAGAGCGAACAGGCUGAGACCCAGCGAGAUCAAUGGAUGCUGAAUCCGCCUGAGCAAAGUGACUGGGCCAAUAAAAUUGAUCCUACACAAUUACGCAAUCGCAAAUUUCAGACUGGGAAAUCUGCACGGACAACGACUUCCAAGAAUGUCGAUUCAUCAUGGACUGAGACCCCCGAAGAGAGAAUGCGACGAAUCGGGGACCAGGUCAUGGGGAUAGGAAACCCUUCUAAUAAUUCGAAUCCGCCUUCUCAGUCCCGCAGCAGUCAAGCUCAAGCUCAGGCUCAAUCCAUGGGGGAGAAAAUCAAAAAAUUUAACGAUCGCACUGGAAAAGCAAGUCGUUUGGAAAAGCCACAAGCCGAGCGCGAGGAAGCAGAAGAUGAUCCAUCGGCUCGUGCCUUUGACCGAGAAAAGGAUAUGGGCCUUGCAUCUAAGAUUUCUAGUUCUCAGCGUCGAGAUAUGGUGAACCGUGCUAGUGGCUAUAGUUCCCGCUUCACAAAGGGUGAUUUCCUUUGA